This is a messenger RNA of Neoarius graeffei (lesser salmon catfish), 3599 nucleotides long. RefSeq names its product OS9 endoplasmic reticulum lectin (gene os9). Bases 27 to 2102 code for a protein of 691 amino acids. The record is from RefSeq and is a predicted model, not a curated record. Lineage: Eukaryota; Metazoa; Chordata; Actinopteri; Siluriformes; Ariidae. Gene Ontology annotation, biological process: retrograde protein transport, ER to cytosol; endoplasmic reticulum unfolded protein response. Gene Ontology annotation, cellular component: endoplasmic reticulum lumen. The transcript is spliced from 15 exons.
UUUGUGAUGCGAGAGAAAUACACAAUAUGGCGGCUUCCUUGGUCCGGUUUUUGAGAGGGUUGUAUGUUUUAUUUUUAAUAUGUCUGCUUUCGGCUUCGGCUUUUUUGAAUUUGGAGGAGUUAAAUGAAAUGAAAUAUGGGAUUCAGAUUCUUUCGGACCCCGUAAUUAGAGGGCAGAUGGAAGAUGUGAUGUUGGUGUCCAGUAAAUAUAAGCAGCUGUAUGAGUGCCGGUUGCCUGCGCAGGCGGUGAAGUUCCACCAAGACCCUGUUCCUGACUCGGACCCUCAGGGUUACAGUGGCCCGGCUGUCCCUGAGCUCCUGAAGCCCAUGCAUGAUGCUCCCUGCCUCGUCAAGACUAAAGACUGGUGGACAUAUGAGUUCUGCUACGGACAACACAUCAGACAGUAUCACCUUGAAGAUUCAGAGAUUAAAGGUGAUGUGCUGUUUCUGGGUUAUUUUGAGUCAGAGUUUGACUGGACCAAUGAGACUGCUAAGGCCACUAAACAGCACAAGCUGAAGCGGUAUCACAGUCAGUUGUACGUCAAUGGCUCCAAGUGCGAUCUGAAUGGAAACCCACGAGAGUCCGAAGUCAGGUUUGUGUGUGAAGAGGGUUCGAGUGAUUAUAUCUCCCGUGUGGACGAGCCCCAGUCGUGUCACUACGUCCUGACAGUUCACACGUCCCGUACGUGUCAGCACCCCCUCCUGCGCCCCCCCUCCUCUGCCAAGCCGCAGGCCAUCGUGUGUCAGCCUGCUCUCAGCGCUCAGCAGUACAUGGACUACGUCAGAGCGCAAGUCUCUGACACGAAGCGAAAAGUGGAGCAGAUCUCAGAAGAGCUCAGAACACUCGAUCAGAUUCUGUCCAAAGAUGAAAGCAAGGAGGAAACGGGAAGUGAUGUAAUGGAUGAGGAGUCUGUCCCACCCACUGAUACGCCUCCUGUAGAGUCUGAGGUCAAAGAUGCUGUAGAUGAGGAGGGGGAGGAGUCAAUGAGUGAGGAGGCAGAGGAUAAAGAUUUCUGGGACGGAGUCACCAAACCACAGGGGACUGAAACACAAACACCUGAGCUGCAGGAGUCUGACGGCGCGUCCGAGAACGAAGCCGACAAUAACGACAUAUUUGGAGAGGAGAAGUUUAAAUUUAAGAUCAUGACGGAUCCUGUAGACCUGAUGAAGUUGGUGCAGCACCUCAGAGACAGUAACAGGAAGAAUAAAAAAGCUCAGCUGAGAAAUGGGAGAAGCCAGUCUUCAUCGGAGAAGGGGAAGGAGGAUGAGGAGGAGGGGGGGAAGAAAAAGGAAGAAGAGGAGGACGGAGAUGGCGAUGAAGAUGAACAGCUGCUGAAGGAGUUUGAAGAGGAGAUGGCCGACCUCUCGGUUCCUGCGUCCAAAAUUGUCCAGAUUAAAGAGGAGAUGCAGAAAGAGUUCGACAACAUCAUAGAAGAGACGCAGCAGGAGUUGGAGAAUGAGGGUCUGAAAGGAGAGUUUGAUCGUUCUCAGGCCACUCAGACUUUAGAGAACACUCUGGGUAAACUGCUGGAUCAUCUGGAGGAUAAAACCGAACAGGAUGCCGAAUCACACACAGACACGCACGCGUACAAAAACACACACACACCUGCUGAGAAGGAGAAGGGUGGCGCCAGAGGUGACCCAAGCCUCGUCCCCAAGACCCCAGAGCAUGAGCUCAGUGGUGGUGAGCAGGUAAAGAUAAGGGUGACUAAGUAUAAGGUGGGUGGAGACGAUGCAGCCGGUGGAGGUGAGGGGGGUGUGAGGGUGCGAGAGCUGGCUGAGAGCGACCCCCAGUGGCAGCACAUUCACCACCUGGUCAAAGAACAGCUUGAGAAAGCCGGCAUCAAGGCUGAAGGAAAGAUAGAAGUGAAGAUUUUGACCCGUAAAUCAGCAGAGGAGGCGGGAGACCAGUGGCUGAGUGAGGAAGAUACCAAAUCUUUUAGAGAACUACUGAUCAACCUGCUGACAGGAGGAACAGAAGAAGUGUAUAAAGAACAGAAGCGACAGCAGGAGCUGGAGAACAACUACAGGUUUGUUUGGGGAGAGAAACAGGACGAGAGUCAGUCUGCAGGAACUGGAGAGUCGGACGAACUCGAUUUUUGAUUCACAGGUGUGUGUGUGUGUAACAAACAAGCGCAGAGAUCGGACUAUGGAGUAUCCAUGCAACCAUCACUCAGUCUGCAGUGAGAAUUUAUGGAGAGCAUCAGUGAACAGUGUGUGUGUGUGUGUGUGUGUUCCCCCCCCCCCCCCCCUCUCUCUCUCUCUCUCUUCUGUAGUCUCUGCUUCUCUGCUCCUUCAUUCAUUUCAGUUCCUGGUCACAGACACCAAAUGCUCUCCAUCCAUCAUUCCAUGGGUUUUGUUUUUUUGAGGAAAAAAAUCACAAGAUUUCAAUGAAUGUUAUUUCAUAAUAAUAAUAAUAGUAGUGUAAUGUUUGGAAUGUUCACUUUGGAGAUGCCAAAAUAAAAAUUAAAAACCGUGAUGUUUUUGAGCAUGGUCUGCUGAAUGACCUCGUAGGUUUGAAGAAUUUAUGAUUAGGUACGAGGCUGAAGAUUCUCGAGGUCAGGCUACAGAGCAUGUUUACAUUAGAACUGGAGGAUAGCUUUAAAAAAAAUUAUGUAUUUUCUCAGUUCACAUAGGAAUGUUUGUUUUUGUUUGUUUUUGGUUUUUUUUUGAAUAUUUAUUGCUUGUGACCUAAAACUAAAGUCCAUAAAAUAUUUCAGCUCUUUACCUUGCCCCCCCAACCCCUCAUCACGGGAAGCCACGCUUAAGAUUUAAUAUCUCCAGAAAUAUUAUUCACAGCCACAUAACGUUUGGGAGAUAUAAAGACAAACAUGUUCUGUAUCUGGUUAAAUGCAGAAGUCACUGCAGAAGGGCAGUUUUUUUUUUUUUUUUUUUUUUUUUUUUUUUUUUUCUGAUGGGAUCCUCAAGUUGGGGGAGAAAGUGCAAAAAUUCCAAAUGUAAAUCAUCUCUGAGCCUUACCCAUACAGAGGCUGUAGAUCUUUAAUCUACUAGAUUCCAUUGGCAUUGUGUCAGAAUCUGAGCUCUAAAUGAUCAGCCAAAUGCAAGAGCAUAAGAUUCAUAAGUGUAUAAUUCUGUGCUGUUUUAGCGUGCCCUGAUGGUAAAUUUGAGUCAUGAGUACAAUCGUGAAAAAACUGAGGGAAAUGUGUGUAAAGUGUGCAGCAUGUUGCGUUCCAUGUUCCAUGUCGUCUUCAUACUUAAACGGGACGAGAUAUCGGCCCAUGUGCUGAGAAUGGACUGUACCCUAAUUUUACAAAAAGACACGGCAUUCUCCUCAGACUGUACAUGGGUGGGAGGUUUAUCUUUAUUUUCUGAGUGUGUAUCUACUGUACAGACAAUAGAAAAGUGUGUGUGUGUGAGAGAGAGAUGGUAUUUGAGGAAACGGACACUUCUGCUUUUCAUGGAGUUUUGUUUUUAGAGCAUUAAAUGCUUUUUUUUGGGGGGGGGGGGGGGGGGGUAUUGGUGGUGUUUGUUACCUUUUAAAUAAAGAAAAUGCCACCUGCUGAGUCCUGAUGAUGUAAGAAAGUUCGAGGUGUUGAUCAAGACUUUUGGAAUAAAAAAAAAUCAUGUUAAAUGAGUAAA